This is a messenger RNA of Neoarthrinium moseri, 882 nucleotides long. RefSeq lists its product as uncharacterized. Bases 1 to 882 code for a protein of 293 amino acids. The transcript has a single exon. Lineage: Eukaryota; Fungi; Ascomycota; Sordariomycetes; Amphisphaeriales; Apiosporaceae. The record is from RefSeq and is a predicted model, not a curated record.
AUGGCUCACACGUCCGCCGCCGCCGAUCUGUCAGUGGCCAACCUCUUCGGUUUCCAAAAAGAUGUCGUCCUCGUGACCGGCGGAGCCACAGGCCUGGGCGAGAUGGCUGCCCAGGCCUUCGUCCAGAACGGCGCCCGCGUCAUCAUCGCGAGCAGAAAGAAGAGCGAGCUGGAAAAGACGGCAGCGAGACUGAACAGCCUCGGACCGGGAAAGUGCGACUACGUCGUGGCGGACCUCAAAGACAAGGCGGGCUGUGAUGUGCUCUGUGCGGAAGUCAAGAAGAAGACGGACAAGUUGACCGUGCUGAUCAACAACUCGGGUGCCACAUGGGGUGCCCCGUACGACGACUUCCCCGAGUCCGGGUGGGACAAGAUCAUGUCCCUCAAUGUCAAAUCGAUAUUCUACGUCACUGUCGGCCUCCACUCCCUGCUCACCAAGGACGCGACGGCAGAUGUCCCCAGUCGGGUCAUCAACAUCGCCAGCACGGCCGGCGUCGCGACGGGUGACGUUACGAGUGGGCCCGAGGGCGGGCUGGCGGCCCCCGGCACCGGCACGUACAGCUACGGGCCGAGCAAGGCGGCCGUCAUCCACCUGUCCAAGAUCCAGGCGUCCAAGCUCAUGCAGGAGCACGUCACGGUCAACGCCGUCUGCCCGGGCGUGUUCCCGAGCCGCAUGUCGAACUUCGGCCUAGAGAAGGCCAUGGCGAGCCUGCUGAGGCAGCACCCCAGCGGCCGCGUCGGAAAGGCCGAGGAUUUCGGCGGGUUGGUGCUCUUCCUCGCCAGCCGGGGUGCGGCGCACAUCACUGGUAAUGCGUUCGUGAUCGAUGGUGGUGUGACGGUCAGCGGGGGCAAGGGCAAGGCGGCAAGGCAAGAAAAGUUGUAA